Messenger RNA from Delphinapterus leucas (beluga whale), 6475 nucleotides. The record is from RefSeq and is a predicted model, not a curated record. NCBI's taxonomy places the organism in Eukaryota, Metazoa, Chordata, Mammalia, Artiodactyla, Monodontidae.
CAGCGUGCCAGUUUUCUCUCUGAUGAAUGAUGCUCACGCCCUGUGCGUGGCUCACGCGCUUUGUCUCUAGCCCGGGGCCAGGCGGAGGAGAACGGCUGGGGGGACGGAUGGCACCACGCGCUCCGAGCGCACCGGGCAGGUGCCCGAGCUCCAGCUCGGCCAACUCCGGCCGCGCCCCGUGGCCGAGGCCCGGCCCCCGCAGGCGCCCGGCCGCGGCCAUCUCCCGGGUGUGGCGGGUCGGGGACUGGAGUCUGCCAGCCGAGCAGCUGCCACGCCACAUGCCACCCGCGCGCUGCCGCCAGCCCAGGCGGGGACCGGACGCUGCCGGGGCUGCGGGGAGGAGCCGGGCGUGUGGGAGGGCAGGGGCGCGCGGGACCCAGGGACUACCCGAGCCGGCUGGCUCGGGGGAUGGGGGGCGGGGGGGAGACAGAGUGACAGAGCGACGGACAGGUGGGAGCAGUUAGACAGCUGGAGACUCGGAGACCGGCACGCAGAGAGAGGGAGGGAGAGUCAGGGGAAGGAGAGAGAGAGGAGGGAGAGGGAGAAACAGCCUCGUCCUCCCUUACUCCAGACGCCCUCUCCUCUGUCCGAGGGAAGCGGCUGGGGCAUCGAGUGACAGAGCGACAGAGAUGCGGGCACAGAAGACUGGGAGAGGGACCCUGCCUCGCUAGUGGGACCGAGAUUCGCGGAGGGACAGACCGACACGAGGGGCAGCUCGGAGAGCUGAGCGCGGGACAGCGAGAAGCCCGCGGUGGGCCGCCAGGCUGAGCGACAGACGGCCAGACAGACAGACGUGCCCGGGGACGGACCGGCAGACAGGAGGCGGGGGCACGCUCGGUCUCCGCAGGCAGCAGGGCGGAGAAGGCGGCGGCGGCGCCCCCAGAGCGCAUCCGGAGCAGCGACGAGCAGCAGGGGCCGCGGGGUCGCCGGCUGAAGCCACCGCCGUCGCCGCAGUCCUGGCCGCCGCAGCCCUGCCAGGAGCCCCGCCGACGCCGCAGAAGGCUCCUUUUACUAGCAGUUAAAUAAACCCACCAAUAAUAACAAUAAUACUAAUAACCCAAGCCAAACCAAACAAAUACAGCCAAAUCGAUCCGUGAGAAACAAUAAUAUUAAUAAAAGCCAAAAACUAAAUCAGAUCAAUCAAGGCACCGAGACGCUGGGGGGAUAUCCACUGUUCGGUCAAGGUAAUAUAAUUAAGGUCUUCAGACGUGAACGUUGCACGCCUUUUGUGAUUUUUUUUUUCUCUUUCUUAAUGCCUUAUAUCUGUGCUUUCCUUUCUAGUCUGUAUUUCUCCUUCCUGUUUGUAGAAAGCUGUUGUUUUAUAUGUAUUGUGUAUUUAUGUUUUGUCAGAGGAGGGGUAGAUUCCCCCUCCCCAGAAUGAGGCAAAAAUGGAAAGCUGCGAGAGAAUUGAAAAGGGCAGGCCUCUUCAUCAGAGAAGUCUACAGUGAUUUAUGCAGGUUUCUCAGUAGAAAGUUUGGAGUGUUUUUAUUUCAUUUGGAAGAGAGCUGUGCAAGGGGCAGAAAGUUGUCAUCUGUUUGUUGUCCUCAGGGGACUUGAGGUCCCAAGGGGUUUAGGGGGAAGAGAUGUUCAGUUUUAUUUUUACAUGGUUGAAUUCUGUGUUUCAUUGCAGACUCCAAAUUUAACGUCUUCCGUCUGAGGUUGUAGAUAUGGUGGUAGAACUGAGUUGACUGAGACAGGUGUUUAGAAAGUUUCCCAGGAAGAGAAAUUGACUCACUGGAUUUUUAUGCAUAGAAAUCAAGCUGGAGUAGAUGUGGUUGCUGUCAGCUGCUUGGGUUCAGUAUUCCGAAGAUACAGGAUAAGGACAGAGUCCAAGCCUGAAAGGAAAGACAAAGAAGGAAUUGAAAGUUAGAGGGAUGGGAAGCUAGGAAGUACGAUGCAAGGCUGGUAGGAAUCACUUUCAUGGUAAUGUGUUUAGAGUGCAGAUAUCCAUUUUAAUUCCUGAUUUUUUUGAAGUUUGUUGGUAUGACACUUCAGCCUCCCCAGACACAAAUGACGAUCCCCAGAGUUGGAGUGAAUCUGGACAAGAUUUCACUCAAAUGCUGAGUAAAUCCAGAUGAUCCCCACCUCUUUCUCAUCCACUUUGGUGAUCAAAAUGGCUAUGAUUGUUUUUAGAAAACAGAGAAAUUGAAAUGGGAGGAAAUCAUUUUUCAUUUGGUAAAAGUUAGGAAACCUUUGACACUUUAAAAUAAAUGCACCUACUGCUUUGAUUCGUGUCACCACAGGGUUUGCAUGUCUUCAGAAGAUUUUAAUGUCAUUUUCGCAGAGGGCAGUCAUUUGGAAGCCUAGAGCUCUAGCUAUGUAGCCGAGUGGUCUACUGUCUUGGCAGUAAUUGCUUCUGCUGCCUCCUAAUGUGGAUCGCACAGGAGAAAUUAAGUAUGUACUCUUCCCAGGUUUAUAUGGAUUUUUAAGGUAUGUAUUUGUGUUCGAUCCUAUAUUUCCUUUCUUAUCACAUUCUUAUACUUCCUUUUAUCACUUCAACUAACAGAACGUUUUUCAAUUUUCCAGAGAGGGAGUUUAGAAUACUCUUUAAGGAAUACACUUCCUCCUCACAAAAGAUACAAAAGGCUAACCUAUUUCUAUCCUUGCUUAUUAAUACCAUUACUUGGUUUAAAGUAACUUGGUUUAAAUGCAAUUUUAAGACAUUUAGACUGCUAUGCAGAGAUGUCUUAAUUUCCCCUCAUUGGACGUGAUUGAUGUUGUCCAAUAAAUCAUAUAACUAAGUUGCUGUGAAUGAAUGAAUGUUCAACGGAGUACUUGUUUGGGUGAGGCAUAUUUAAAGAAACUUAUGCAGCUCCAGAAAUGGUCCUUUAGCUUCUCAGUGACUUAAUUUCACUCUACCCUGAUUUCUCUUUUACAAUAUUCAGCUCAGACUGAGACAGGUUUGUGUGCUCUAUUAGAUUUGCAAAUUGCUGAUCUCCCAGUGACUUUCCCUCUUAGAUACCAGCUGAGUGUGGUUACCUUGAGAACUGUGGCAUUAGCCCAUUAGAGCAUGCUCCACUGGGGAGUUCUGUGCAGUCUAUUUUUAAUGCUAUUUAAUGAAGGAGCGAGCACCUCACUCAGCGAUACAAGGAGCAGGAUGGAAGACAGAGCUGGGCAUGGUUAUGGAUACUGGAGAGGGAUCUUUGGAAAGGUACAGACUGGCUACUGGGUGGAUGAUGUGUCAGGCUGUGUAAGGGAAUCGCACGGAGAUGGGCAUUUUGAACUGUUAAUGGGGACAUGGGACUCCCGCUGUCUCUGAUCCCUCGUGUGGAUUUUCCCAGCGUAGAAGGACAGAAGCCGCUCGUAAGUCGCCAAGACCGACAGCAGAAAUUCUGCGCAAAAGGGUGUCAAAUCUUGUUAUUUUAAUUUGCAUCUGGGAGAAUGUCUGAGCCAGGAGACCUGAGUCAGACCAUAGUGGAGGAAGGCGGGCCUGAGCAGGAGACGGCCACUCCAGAGAAUGGCGUGGUUAAAUCCGAAAGUCUGGACGAGGAGGAAAAACUGGAAUUACAGAGGCAACUGGCGGCUCAGAACCAAGAGAGAAGAAAAUCCAAGUCAGGAGCAGGGAAAGGUAAACUGACUCGCAGCCUUGCUGUCUGUGAAGAAUCCUCAGCCAGACCAGGAGGGGAAAGUCUUCAGGACCAGGAAUCAAUUCAUUUACAGCUUUCCAGUUUUCCCAGCCUGCAAGAGGAUGAUAAAUCUAGGAAAGAUGACUCUGAAAGAGAAAAAGAAAAGGAUAAAAACAAAGAUAAAACCUGUGAAAAACCCAAGAUCAGAAUGUUAUCAAAAGAUUGCAGCCAAGAAUAUACGGAUUCUACAGGCAUAGACUUACACGAGUUUCUGAUUAACACAUUAAAGAAUAAUUCCAGAGACAGGAUGAUACUCUUGAAAAUGGAGCAGGAAAUUAUUGAUUUCAUUGGUGACAACAAUAAUCAUUAUAAAAAGUUUCCUCAGAUGUCGUCCUAUCAGAGGAUGCUUGUCCAUCGAGUGGCCGCUUACUUUGGGUUGGAUCACAACGUGGAUCAAACAGGGAAAUCUGUCAUCAUCAACAAAACCAGCAACACAAGAAUACCAGAGCAAAGGUUUUGUGAACAUUUAAAAGAUGAAAAAGGUGAAGAAUCCCAGAAGCGGUUUAUCUUGAAGCGAGAUAACUCUAGUAUUGAUAAAGAAGACACUCAGCAAAACAGAAUGCAUCCAUUUAGAGAUGACAGACGAAGUAAAUCAAUUGAAGAGAGAGAAGAGGAAUAUCAGAGAGUGAGGGAGAGAAUAUUUGCACACGAUUCAGUUUGCUCCCAGGAAAGCCUUUUUGUGGAAAACAGUAGGCUCUUGGAAGACAAUAACAUAUGCAGUGAGACCUAUAAGAAAAGACAGCUCUUUCGGGGCAACAGAGACAGCUCGGGGAGAACAUCUGGAAGUCGGCAGAGCAGCUCGGAGAAUGAACUCAAGUGGUCCGACCACCAAAGAGCCUGGAGCAGCACAGAUUCUGACAGCUCCAACCGCAAUCUCAAGCCUGCCAUGACCAAGACGGCGAGUUUUGGGGGCAUCACGGUGCUGACCAGGGGUGACAGCACAUCCAGUAGCAGGAGUACCGGGAAGCUGUCCAAAACAGGUAGUUCUGAGUCCUCCAGCAGUGCAGGCUCGUCAGGAUCACUGUCGCGUACCCACCCACCUCUCCAGAGCACACCGCUGGUCUCGGGCGUGGCAGCCACUUCUCCUGGCUGUGUGACCUACCCAGAGAAUGGGAUGGGAGGCCAGGUCGCUCACAGCAGCACCAGCUACAUCCUCCUUCCACUCGAAGCUGCCACAGGCAUCCCACCCGGAAGCAUCCUUCUUAAUCCACAUACAGGCCAGCCCUUCGUGAAUCCCGAUGGAACCCCUGCCAUAUACAACCCCCCCACCAGCCAGCAGCCCCUGCGAAGUGCGAUGGUGGGGCAGCCCCAGCAGCAGCCCCAGCAGCAGCCCUCCCCGCGGCCCCAGCAGCAGGCCCAGCCACCCCAGACGCAAAUGGCAGGCCCACUGGUCACUCAGUCUGUCCAGGGGCUGCAGGCUUCCUCCCAGUCAGUGCAAUACCCAGCUGUGUCUUUUGCUUCCCAGCAUCUCCUGCCCGUGUCUCCGACGCCGCAGUUCCCCAUGAGAGAGGAUGUGACCACGCAGUUUGGCCAGAUGAACCUGAGCCGGCAGUCCUCGGGGGAGACUCCCGAGCCCCCAGCCGGCCCUGUCUACACACCGUCCCUCCUGCCGCAGCCCACCCAGCAGCCAAGCUACGUCAUCGCCUCCACAGGCCAGCAGCUCCCAACGGGGGGCUUCUCGGGCUCUGGCCCUCCCAUCUCCCAGCAAGUCCUCCAGCCCCCUCCCUCGCCCCAGGGAUUUGUGCAACAGCCUCCACCCACACAGAUGCCUGUAUAUUAUUAUCCAUCUGGUCAGUACCCUACCUCAACCACGCAGCAGUACCGGCCCAUGGCCUCUGUUCAGUUCAGUGCUCCGAGAGGCCAGCAGAUGCCACAGACAGCACAGCAAGCAGGUUACCAGCCGCUCUUGUCUGGUCAACAGGGGUUCCAAGGCCUCAUGGGGGUACAGCAGCCGCCUCAGAGUCAGGGCAUGAUGAGCAGCCACCAGGGAACUCCAGUGCAAAGCGUGAUGCUCUCCUACCCAACCGUGUCUAAUUAUCAGGUGCCAAUGACCCAGGGUUCUCAAGGACUGCCCCAGCAGUCAUACCAACAGCCAAUCAUGCUACCUAACCAGGCAGGCCAAGGGUCCCUCCCAGCCACUGGAAUGCCUGUGUACUGUAACGUCACACCGCCGACCCCUCAGAACAACCUUAGGCUGAUGGGCGCUCACUGUCCCUCCAGCACUGUCCCCGUGAUGUCAGCCAGCUGCAGGACCAACUGUGCCAGUAUGAGCAAUGCUGGGUGGCAGGUCAAGUUCUGAGCACUCUGGCCAUGGUACAUGUCUUCAGAUACUACUCAUGGCCUUUAAGGGAGGAAGAGCAAGGUGCGAAAACUCACUGAGGACUUAAGUAUUCACUCAACACCCAAAUGACUGCUGCUGGUAUUCUGUAAAAAACAAAACAAACAAACAAACAAAAAAAAAAACAAAGACUAAUCCACACAUUAGCUGGUUAAUGGUGCAUAUUUCCGUCAUGUCUGCUAGGUAUGCCUUUCUAGCUUAGCUAGUGACAUGAAUUCAUCAAGGUAAGAUUUUCUCCUACCACUGAAUACCACUGUGUAGAUGAUAAUAUCCCUAAUUUGGAUUAUUAGUUUUGUACUUUGUGUUGACUUUGUGAUGCUAAAAGUAUUUAAAAAUUAUAUACUGAAAUCACAUUGUACCAAAGCUGUAAUGGAAAAGAACUGAUGAAUGGAAGGAAUAAUUUAUAUACACUAUAGAGUUUUCUUUUUUUAAUGGAUAUAUACUGUAUUGUAGUGUCUAAUCAAAAUAAAACUAUUUGACCUUAUGGAGGAAGGUCAUGUUUUUACCACCA